ACAUACGCAGAACAGUGCAGGGAGAAGACACAGCUACAGACGUAGAAGUAAGGAGUAGACGUUACUGUAUUUGAGCACAAGUGUGUUAAGAUGUCAGAGGGAGUCUAUGAAAACGCAGAUGGAUUUGAAGACAACAAAUCUGAUGCAAUAAAGAACACAGACAUUGAUGACCAAUUAUAUGGCAACGUAGGAGCCUUCAAACCCAGUCGAAGUGAUGGAGGUGUUGCUUCAGAGCCUGAUAGCUCAGGGAAGAGACCCUUCCUAGUUGUUGCAGUGGUUCUGGGGCUGCUGUGUGUUCUACUGGCUGGGAUCAUAGGCCUGUCUGUCUACUAUAACAGAGUCAUCAAAGAUUCUGAGGAUAAAAGGAACAACUUGUUCCAGAGUUUCUCCCUUUUUAAAAUCAACGCAACUGAAGAGAGAGACCAGUUACAGACCAGAUACAACAACUUGACUAAAGAGAGAGACCAGAUACAGACCAGAUACAACAACCUGACUAAAGAGAGAGACCAGAUACAGACCAGAUAUAACAUCCUGACUACAGAGAAAGGCCAUAUUCAGGCAAAGCUUUUUGUGAUAGAGCAGCAUUGUCAGGAGGGAUGGAGAUACUUUGACUCCAGUUUGUACUUCCUGUCUACUGAGAAGAAAACCUGGAAGCAGAGCAGAGAGGACUGUAAGGGGAGAGGAGCAGACCUGGUGAUCAUAAACAGUAGAGAGGAACAGACAUUUGUCUUCAACCUCCACCUGAGAGCCUGGAUUGGUCUGACUGACUCUGUUACUGAGGGGACCUGGAAGUGGGUGGACGGCACAACACUGACCACAGGGUACUGGGGGAAAGGACAGCCUGAUAAUGGUGGUCCGCUCCUUGGGCAGGAGGACUGUGUUGAGAUUUACUAUGGACAAGCUGAUCCUGUACAGACAUGGAAUGAUGACAAAUGUGGCUCAAAUCAUGACUGGAUCUGUGAGAAAGAGGUGUAACAAUAACUCUCUCUCUCUCAGUUAUUAUGUUGAUGGUUGGAUACAGUGCUGAAUGGUUAAGUAAUGAUUCCACCUAUUGGUUAAAGUGAGAGAUGAACAUACCAAAGAGAUUAAAUAGUUGUAUUACAGACUUUAAUGCACCCUUACUUGAUUCCUCCUCACAUCUUCUCUCGUCCCCUCUGUCUCAAAACACAUUGGACAAUAGAAUCCUAGGGGAGGGACCUUGGACCUUCUCCUCUAAUAGGGUUGAGAAGGAGGAGAAGAGAAAGGAGGAGAGGAAUCUAGGAAAGACGAAUUGAGAUAGAGCCUUAGUGUCAGAGAGAGAAAGGGGAGUAAGAAGAAAAUUAAGAGAAUGAGGAAGAGAAAAAAUAAGACAAAUAAUUGUUGUGUUUAGAUUAAGAGGAGAGAAUGUAGACAUACUGUACUCUGUAAAAUGAUUCUUCAUUAUUUUUUAUUAGAAACAUGUCAUGUGAUUUGCCAUAGGCUUAUGCUUAUUAAAAAACAAGUGAGUCCAA
Messenger RNA from Oncorhynchus kisutch (coho salmon), 1490 nucleotides. RefSeq names its product C-type lectin domain family 4 member F-like. The record is from RefSeq and is a predicted model, not a curated record. Lineage: Eukaryota; Metazoa; Chordata; Actinopteri; Salmoniformes; Salmonidae. Bases 91 to 975 code for a protein of 294 amino acids. The transcript is spliced from 6 exons.